Molecule: messenger RNA, 1473 nt
Organism: Symbiodinium natans
Lineage: Eukaryota; Dinophyceae; Suessiales; Symbiodiniaceae
Source: the annotation of a GenBank genome assembly
AUGGUUGCCCGCCGCCCGCCGCGACUUCCCGGCCGUGAGCAGCGCAGGUGGGACGACCCCGAUGACUCCGACGGAGACGACGAGGAUGGCCAAGAGAAGUUCCAUCCACAGACGGACCAAGGUCUGAACGAUGGCUCGGACACUGAUGAGGACAUGAAGGGAAGCGACUCGGAGGGUGAGAAGGCCGAGGACGGCGGCCUGGCCAGCCUCGGUGGCCUAGAGGCCUUCACGCGGAAGAGGGCAAAGAAGCAGGAGCCGAGCGACGCUGGGCUCUGGGAUCCACUGGCAGACUUGGGCCCACGGAAGAAGCAGAAGGGCCCGGGGCCUGCGGCGGCCUCCGCACGAGUGGCCGGGCCGCCCGAGGGUGCAGCUGUAAUCCUGCAGGGCCUCUCCAAGGCGCCGCAGCUCAAUGGCAAGCUGGGCACCGUCGCCGGCAAUGUGGAUGGCGCCACAGGUCGUUGCCCCGUGCUGCUGGGUGAUGGCUCGGUCAAGAGCCUCAAGGUGGAGAACCUGCGCCAGGUCUUGACGGGCGCGAUUGUUCGGCUUAGAGGCCUACAAGCGGCGCCCGAACUGAAUGGAGUCACCGCUGAGUGCGGUCAGCUGGAUCUCACCACCGAGCGCUACAGCGUGAUCCUGGCAGAUGGGAAAGAGACCGUCAAGAAGGUGAAGGAGGUGAACCUGGAAAGGAUAGGGCAGUAUCUACAGCCGCGCAAGUAUCUGGCCAGCCAGACAAAGCCCUUCACGUGGAAGGACGCCGUGCAGAAAGGCAAGGAUCGGGAGCAAUCCUGGAGCUCCCGCUUGUCCUUGCUCAAGGAGAUGGGGCUGCCCCCGCCGAAGUUCCUUCCGGGCCAGGCUCUCGCGGCUGCCAAAGAUGUGGCGCCUGUCGCCAUCGCAGCCGAAAGCCUGCCACUCACGGACGAAGGGCGUCUCGCUUGCCGGCUGCUGGCCGUUUCUACCGAGCGCGACGAAGGAAGUCCUGCCAAAGAUCAGAAGCAGGAGCUGAAACGCCUGGCGGCCUUAGCCAAGGCGGUCCAGAAGCGGGACGACACCAACACACCGACCUACUUCCUCCUUCCAGGCCUGUGCACUGAGGCCCUUCCCUGUGCCCGCAGCUCAGCCAGCCUGGCCUGGCCUCUGUACCUGCAGCUCUGCCAGGCACUGGUGUGCCUGGAGUCGGCUCACCAUGCUCACAAGGCCUGGUGCCGAGCUGAGCAGCUCAUCGCAAGCCAGGUCCAUUCUCAGCCGGUGUACUUGCUGUCCGAAGCAGGCGCAAGUGCAUCGAAGGCGUCCAAGGCGGCUGGCGACGGUGGGGAAGGCAGCUGGCUUCUGAGCGACUGCCCGGAGGACUUCAACGUCGGUCCGCCCGGUGAUGGCCAAGCGCUCCCGGCCGAGAGGCCUUUGUUGGAGCAGAUUUGCACAGUGCUCCCGGGAGGCUGGCGGAAAGGUGCUCACCUCACUUGCUACCGCCUUUGA